AUGAUACCCUCCUCUCCAUUUUUUCUCUCCUAAAUCCAAUAUUAAAACCUCCCAAAUCAUUCCUAUCAGGUGUUGGCCUGCGCGCGGCCAAAAUUAAAGUCCCCCCCUCCUUCCCUCCUCCCCUCCUCCCCUCCUCAUCCUCGCGUCAAAUCGUUUUGCAUAGUGACUUCCGCCCCGAUCGGCUUUCCUUCUACUGGUCCGCAUCAGCCGGCGAGCAGCUGAUAUGACAGGAGGAUACAGUAUCACGCCGAGCCAGGAAAAAGCUGACUUAAAAACUUCAUUUGGGAAGUAGGCGGAUGUCGUGUGCGGCCGAUACAGGUCGGAGACGGACUCCAGGAAACGGAGGAAGAAGAGGAAUGUAUAUUUUUGAUGCUAUGGGAUUAGCCACUUUCGUGUCAAGAGGCGGAAAAUGCUGAAGCGGUCCACGGUGUUUGAAUACUGUACGUGGAAUUACAGACUAUUUUCUCCCAACUCACAGCUCUACGAUACUAGAUUUCCCCCCUCAUUUCCACCAUGAGUUGCAUGGUUGUGAAUGUACUGCUACGUGGACUCGUCAUCUAUGCGGUACUGGGCUUGGAGUGCACUUACUCGAAUGAUCUACCCGGCCACUCGUCUGAUGCUGCAAAUGUAGCCAUCACAGACCCCUGUCUUAUAGUGAUGCCGCCAUGCGUGGGUGAGGCCGACCGCUUCAGUUUGGAGGCGCUGCGGCAUAUCCACAAACAGCUGGAUGACGACAACGAUGGGGGGAUAGAGGUCAACGAGAGCGUGGAGUUUAUAAUUGAAGACAUGAAGCAGCAGCAAACCAACAAGCACAGCAACCUGCAUCGUGAGGACCAGCACAUCACAGUGGAGGAGCUGUGGAAGGGCUGGAAGACCUCCGAAGUCCAUAACUGGACCAUGGAUGACACGGUGCAGUGGCUGAAGGAGGCCGUGGAGCUGCCGCAGUAUGAGAAGAACUUCCGGGACUUCCGGGUCACGGGGAACACUUUACCUCGAAUAGCGGCAAAUGAACCGUCGUUUAUGUCAAUGCAGCUAAAGAUAUUAGACCAACGGCACAAACAAAAGUUAAACCUAAAGGCACUAGAUGCAGUGCUCUUUGGGCCUCCCCUCCGUCCACAACAUAACUGGAUGAAAGACUUUGUCCUGAUGGUUUCCAUAGUGAUCGGUGUUGGCGGCUGUUGGUUUGCCUACAUGCAGAACAAGUCCAGCAAAGUGCACAUUUCCCAGAUGAUGAAAGAUUUGGAGAGCCUGCAACACGCUGAGCAAAGCCUCUUAGACAUGCAGAGUCGGCUGGAGAAGGCUCAGGAGGAGAACCGGACGGUGGCCGUGGAGAAGGAGAACCUCGAGCAGAAGAUGAGGGAUGAGAUCAGUGGGGCUAAAAAGGAGGCUCACAGGCUCCGAGAGCUGCGAGAGGGUGCUGAGUGUGAGCUCAGCAGGCUCAAAUAUGCAGAGGAGGAGCUAGUACAGGUGCGAAAGGCUCUGAAGCGAGCCGAGAAGGAGAUUCAGUCGGAGCGCUCGGUGCCUGAAGCUCUGCAGAUGUGGCUGCAGCUCACACACGAAGUGGAGGUUCAGUACUACAACAUCAAGAAGCAGAGCGCUGAAUUUCAGCUGUGCGUCGCCAAAGAUGAGGCUGAGAAAAUAAAAAAGAAACGAGGUUCUGUGUUUGGAACUCUUCAUGUUGCCCACAGUUCAUCACUGGACGAGGUGGACCACAAGAUACUAGAAGCAAAGAAAGCUCUGUCAGAAGUAACAGCAUGCCUGAGGGAGCGGCUUCACCGCUGGCAGCAGAUCGAGAAGCUCUGCGGCUUCCCGGUUGUCAAUAAUUCAGGCCUGCCGAGCCUGACGGCCAGCCUCUACUCAGACCACAGCUGGGUGGUGAUGCCACGAAUGUCGGUCCCUCCCUAUCCCAUCGCAGGUGGUGUAGACGAUCUGGACGAGGACACGCCUCCCAUCAUUCCACAGUUCACCACAGCUACAUUGAUUCGCCCCCCGCUGACGCGCAACAGCAGUCUGUGUCGUUCCCGCCGGAGCCUGCUGAGCUCCCCGCAGUCCUCGCUCAUGUCUCCUGACCCAGACCUGCUCUCCAUGGCCGGCUCGUCCCUCUCCUAUCACCCUGAGGCAGACGACGAACAUAUCAUGUUCAGCACUGAUAGGAGGGGGUAUGUAGCCGUGGCCGGAUCGCCGUGGAAUGGUUUAACAGAAUGGACUCAAAGGGAACCGACUCAGGAGGGCGGCUCUGACACAGACUCUCUCGGCUCUUCUAUGGGUCGCAAGCAGCUCCACUCGGAAACCCCCUACCGCAAGAUCUCCCGUGACGAGCUGCUUCUGUUCAGCCAGAACCCAGAACUCCCUGCGUCCACCCACACCACCAGCAGCAGCAGCAGCAGUAGUCUCAGGGACUCCACGCCUCCUCCUCUGCCUCCCACCCCAGCCACCACCCCCUCCGGCCCGCCCUCCACCUCACCUUCCCCGGCUUUGGAGCACCACCAGUUUGCACAAAGUGGCUCGCCUGAUCUCACCCGUGUCAUGUCCGAAUCCCAAAGCAUGCCUCUCUCGCAGGGCGGCGUGGCCUCUCAGACAGGAAAGGGCGUGUACAACGGCAUCCUGGAGAAGUCCUACAGCUACGGCCAGCUGCCGGCGAGCAUGCUGCCCAACGUAGGCCGUUAUCCGUCUCUUACCUCGCUGGACUCAGAGGGCCGGAGUCUGGGAAGGGAAUACAAGCUCCAGAGCACCUCCUCCCAGGACUCCAGCGACAAUGGAGAGAAAGUCAAGCGCUCCUCCUCUAAACUCAAAGGCUUAUUUAAGAAGAAGAAAUAAAAACUUGCAGCUUGAAAUAGUGCGUGUGUGUUUAAGUGGCAGGAAGAGAGAAAAUUAAAAUUACAAGAGCUGUUUUAUCACAUAUAUGAAAAAACGGACAUCGCUGUAAGAUAAAACAUUUCAUUUUCUCUCUUCUUUUUACCAUCAGAGAUGGAAUGUAGCUCAGUCUGGGUGCCUUUAAACGCUCCUCAGACCGGUAGCCUUAUUUUACAAUAAUGCUUUUUUUUUUUUUUUAGUUCACUCACAGGGAAACCUGCAAAGGUCAAGGAAGAGUCAAUGAAAGCUCAAAGCUCGCACCGGCUCAUUGUCUUUCCUUCAUGUUUAGAGUUUGAAUCAAAAGAAAGCCACUGUUUAAAAUGUCUGGAAGUGCAGUCUGUACAUUUAGUUUUAAACACAAUGUGUAGUUUCACUGCUGAUGUAUAGUACAGCCAUGUUUGCUGUGUUUGUGGCAGCAGCUCAUGAAUAACUCCCACAGAGAAGGUAAAAUGUGUUUACCUCUUUUAGUUCAUCUUGUGAAGAGUUCUAAACUCAGUACUUGAUUCAUUUCCUUCAGAGAGAGAGAGAGAAAAAAAUCCUGCUAAAUGUUUGUUGCACUACUGCUUUCCUGGUAUUUUAGGAAAGAACCGCAGCUGGCGGAGAACAUAUUCAGCAAAGAUGUCGAGAUGCAUGAGCAGCAGCAAUGAAGAUGCAACACAGAGCCAAAAUUACUUGAUGUGUCUUCAGUGCCGCCGUUUAUGGAUGUCCACGUUUUCAGAUCAUUAUAUUCUUCUAGAUGUUUUUAAAUUAGGUUAUCAAAGAUUGAACCCACACCAGUCACUUUAUCUGUUCUCUGGUUGCCCUUUAUGACUUGAUUAACUGCAUCCUGUAGCCAUAAAGUAAGUAAAUAUGACAUGACAGUCUUGUUUUGAAUCUCCUGCCCUCCUACCUCCUUCUUAAACUCUGAGUCACUGUUUCCUCUUUGGUUAAAUCGGCUUUGCAAUGCUACUUUUCUGCAUUCAAGGACACAGAAUGGAGAGAAGUAUUGUUGGAAAGUUUUUAUUUUAAAAGACAAACAGUAGAAUAUAUUUGUUCAAAGAAGAAGCAAAUCAAUGCAGCAAAACUAGCCCCUCCCCCUUCCCCACCACAACAAACACUAAGCUCAAAGCCGACCCAUGCAAUACAGUCCUGCUCCUCACCUUCGGGCCUGCGCCGAGCGCACUGAUGUCAAGAGCUUCACACUGUGAUUUCUGGCUGCUUCCACUCAUCCUGGACCUGGCUGUCGCUGCUGCAGCUUAAAACAUGUUCAAAUGCAACAUCAGGAGAGGGGGUAGGGUUGGAUGACGUGAUGUGCCAGGAUGACCUGAGGAUCCAGUGGCCUGUUUUUAAACAAUAAUGAAGAAAAAAAAAAGUAUGUAUGAAAGUUUGUGGACAAUGCAACACAAUGAAGAAAAUAAGGCGAGGAGGAAGCGAAUGUUUACGAGACAUUAGGUUUUUUUUUUUUUUUUUGGAGAACAUUUUGUGUGUGAAUAUUUGUAUACUGUAGAA
Molecule: messenger RNA, 4341 nt
Organism: Melanotaenia boesemani (Boeseman's rainbowfish)
Lineage: Eukaryota; Metazoa; Chordata; Actinopteri; Atheriniformes; Melanotaeniidae
Gene: stim2b
Product: stromal interaction molecule 2b
Exons: 13
Coding region: 514-2817 (767 amino acids)
Biological process (GO): activation of store-operated calcium channel activity; intracellular calcium ion homeostasis; store-operated calcium entry
Cellular component (GO): endoplasmic reticulum; plasma membrane
Molecular function (GO): calcium channel regulator activity; calcium ion binding; protein binding
Source: RefSeq, a predicted model, not a curated record